Striga hermonthica is the source of this 1719-nucleotide messenger RNA. NCBI's taxonomy places the organism in Eukaryota, Viridiplantae, Streptophyta, Magnoliopsida, Lamiales, Orobanchaceae. The record is from the annotation of a GenBank genome assembly.
AUGGAGUCCAUUGAUGAAGAGCAUUGCUACACUAAGGACGGGACCGUUGACUACCUGAACCGGCCGGCCGAUCGGAAGAAAACCGGAACCUGGAAGGCUUGCCCCUUUAUUCUAGGGCAUGAGUGUCUUGAAAGAUUAGCCUACUAUGGAAUGAGCUCAAAUCUGUUGCAAUAUUUCAAAGAUCAGCUCAAUCAGCACAGUACAACUGCUUCGAAAAGCCUGUCGAAUUGGUCGGGAACUUGUUACGCUAUGCCGCUAGUCGGAGCCUUUCUUGCCGACUCGUAUCUCGGAAGAUACAACACGAUCGCCGGUUUUUCCGUCAUCUAUGUUGUCGGAAUGGCACUGUUAACUCUAUCCACCUCAAUCCCCGGCCUUAAGCCGACGUGCCACGAGAAGGACACGUGUCAUGCGACCAGCUCUCAGGCCGCAUUAUGCUACACGGCCCUCUACUUCAUGGCACUUGGGUCCGGAGCCAUCAAACCAUGUGUCUCGUCUUACGGGGCUGACCAGUUUGACGAUGUGGAUGAGCCCGAGCGGGCCCGCAAGUCCUCAUUCUUUGUUUGGUUCUACUUCUCGAUCAACCUUGGGGCCCUCGUAGCCACUUCCGUGGUCAUGUGGGUCCAGGCCCAAGACGGUUGGGCCUGGGGUUUCGGCAUCCCGACCAUAGCCAUGGCUGGGGCCGCGGGCUUUUUUUUCGCCGGGACUCGGGUGUACCGGUACCAGAGGCCCGGAGGGAGCCCGCUGACCCGUCUCUGCCAGGUGGUGGUGGCCUCGGUUAGGAAGUACCGGGUGGUGGUGCCAGAGGACGGGUGUAUGCUUUACGAGACGUCAGAUGCUCAGUCCGCGAUAGUCGGGAGCCGCAAGCUCAACCACACGGAACAAUUUCGGUUCCUUGACCGGGCAGCGGUUUUCACCCAGUCGGACUUCAACAAGGGCACGGCCAAUCCAUGGAGGCUCUGCACAGUUACCCAAGUCGAGGAGCUAAAGGGGCUCCUUCGGCUGCUGCCCGUUUGGGCCACAGGCAUAAUAUUCAGUACGGUUUACGGGCAAAUGGGUAACAUGUUCCUGCUUCAGGCCCUGUACUUGGACUCUAGGGUUGGUGGGACCCACUUCCGAGUACCCGUGGCAUCACUCACCACUUUCGACACCAUAGGCGUUAUGUUCUGGGUCAUAGUCUACGACCGGGCCAUCAUCCCCGUGGCCCGCAGGUUCACGGGCCAUAGGAAUGGGCUCACCCCACUACAGAGGAUGGGCUCGGGUCUCCUUGUAUCGGUCUUCGCCAUGCUGGCGGCAGCCGCCCUGGAGGUCGCCAGGCUGGAUACAGUUAGGCGGCACGGCCUCUAUGACGUGCAGGAGGCUCCGAUCUCCAUAUUCUGGCAGGUGCCCCAAUACUUCAUAAUAGGUUUUGCGGAGGUGCUGACGCAAAUCGGGCAUCUGGAGUUUUUCUACGACCAGGCGCCCGACUCGAUGAGGAGCUUGUGCUCGGCUCUUUCCCUCACGACUUUCGCACUCGGGAAUUACAUGAGCUCGGUUCUUGUGACGCUAGUGACGGUGUUCAGCACGAGGAACGGUGGGCCCGGCUGGAUACCCGACAAUUUGAACUACGGUCACCUGCAUUACUUUUUCGAGUUACUGGCGAUUCUCAGUGUGCUCAACUUGGGAUUGUUUGUUAUUGUGGCGAGGAGGUUUACGAACAAGAAGACGGUCGAGACCCUAUAG